Molecule: messenger RNA, 539 nt
Organism: Gregarina niphandrodes
Lineage: Eukaryota; Apicomplexa; Conoidasida; Eugregarinorida; Gregarinidae
Exons: 1
Source: RefSeq, a predicted model, not a curated record
AUGUCAGCCACCGUCAGGGCGCGUUUGAAUGGGUGUAGCGAGUUGCCAGUAGAAAGGUUUUUGUCGGACGUAGCAAGGUCCCUGUACCCGGACAGCACUCUGCUGAGCCGGUGCUUCAGGUCCUGCGUCUACCCGACGCCGGAAGAGGUGCCAACCCUCCACGAUUUGCUGCCGACACGGCUGCACCGCCUGACGAGGCUGCAGGUCCGUUACGGCACAAGGAUCACGAUUCCGGGGAUGCUGCUGCAACAGUCCAUCCUGAGCGCGGCGGCAGACAACAGGUGGGCGAAAGAGUUCCACUUCGAGUGCAGGAAGGGCGAUGUAACGAUGAUAGAGGUCCUCCAUAAGCUCGCGCCGCUCUCGGAGAGAGCGAGACCGGUCUUCGCUGCGAUGAAGUGGCCCACGAGAGAACAAGAAUCUGACUCGAGAGAACAAGAAUCUGACUCGGAUACGUCGGAUGACGGGGCGCGCUUCAACAAGUGUGGUAGCUGUGGCAUGAGGAGCCACCGCAAGAAAGACUGCUCCCACGGCAAUGACAG